ACCCUCUGACGACCUCCUUCAUGCUCUUGUCAACGUCCUGCUAUUCGAAUCUUUUAGCAAAUUCUAGCAGCUAAUAAAGGGCUGGUACAAUGAAUUGCGUCUUUCUCAAGGGCGAAUCAACGGAAAUAGUUGCUGAAAGUUCUUUAUCAGCAGUUUCGCAUAAUAUUUUCUCCCCAGCUGGAUCAUCUUCCGAACCAUCUUCUUCUACAAUGUACAUGCCAAUGGUAUCUCCGCCAACUCCAGCUCCUUCACCUCGUCCAGCAUUUCCCUUCGCUUUCUAUUCUGAUACCAAUAAUCGUAAUACCUCUCCAUCACCUUACGAUCCCAUACACCCAGUUCCCUCAGAGUUCUCAAUCGCUAUUCUCCACGACUGUUCCCCAGCAGAGCUUCGCUUCAUAUCUCAGACAAUCACACCUAUGCUCAAACGCGAUUUCUUGACUGAACUACCCGCAGAAAUCGCCCUUCAUGUCCUCGCUUACGUCGAUGACCCACGCACCCUCGCCCGAGCGAGUCAAGUCAGCAAGCGCUGGCACGACCUCGUCGCAGAUGACUGGCUCUGGAAGGUUUUAUGUGACACUUACAGCUUCAAAGCUGACACAGAGGAUAAGACUGGUAAAGUCUUUGGAGACGACGAAUCUUGGGACGAAAUGGAUAAAUUUGCUUCCCAUCCAAUGGACCCGUGGCUCACCGCACGAGAUCGACUCAAACGCCAGGAACAUGCUUCUGUAUCUCACUGGGGACCAUACUCCUCCGACGAGCUUCUUCAUCCAAGAACUCAAUUUUCUCACCAGGAAUACUUCAGGCGUGCAUACGGUACAAUGCUUAAUCUAAGAAAGGGUGGUCAAAUCCUUCGUGCCCACCGCAUGCCCAUCCCAACACCAGACAGCGGUGUUAUUACGUCUGUUGCCCUUGACACCGAAUGGGUAGUCGUCGGUCUUGCAAACUCUAAGAUCCAUAUCUUCAGCGCGAUCACAGGUGUCCUUAGCCGAACGCUUAUGGGGCACGAGUUAGGUGUCUGGGCAGUUCAUCUCGUUUGCCGUGGUGGGUAUUGGGGCCGCGGCGAGAUGGAUGAAGAUGGACAUCCCGAUCGUGACACAGACGCUAACCCCAAUCCAGUCAUGCCUGCUGCCCUGAAGACAGCGCUUGGCCUCGACAGACCCAGACGAACGCGACGGCCAGCGAGCGUUGGGGGUGACACCUCAAAGCCAAGUGAUAUUUGCUGUACUAGCGAAGGCUGGGGACAGCCCAACUCCAUCAUCGUCAGCUGCCACCAUUGUGUUUACGUCCUUCGCGGGCAUACUGCCACUGUCAGGUGCGCUCGGGUCCUGCACAAUCGCCCAAUUGCAGUGACUGGCUCCCGAGACUCUACUCUCCGGGUAUGGAACAUACAGAAGGGAGUCAUGCUUCGUGUACUCUAUGGACACACUGCGAGUGUAAGAUGUCUCGACGUAUGUGGCAAUAAGGUUGUCAGUGGUAGUUAUGAUACCACAUGUCGGAUCUGGGACGUCGAUACUGGUGAAUGCCUACAAGUCCUCCGUGGUCACAGCCAUCAAAUCUAUUCCAUCGCAAUCGACGGCAACCUCGUAGCGUCAGGGGGAAUGGACACCAUCGUCAGAGUAUGGGACGCAACUACAGGAUCCUGUGUCGCCCAACUUGCAGGCCACACAGCCCUAGUCUGCCAACUCCAACUUUCCUCCUCCCUCAGCCUCCUCGCAACAGGCGGUUCCGACGGACGCGUUAUCACAUUCUCCCUCCGGUCCUUCAGCGCUCUCCAACGUAUCGCAGGGCACGAUUCAAGCGUCACGUCUCUCCAAUUCGAUGCCAACUUCCUUAUUACGGGCGGGAACGACGGACGGGUGAGGGUGUUUGAGACUCAGAGUGGUGGGUAUGUGAGGGAUUUGAGUGAGCGGUGCGAGAGCGUUUGGAAGGUUGCUUAUAAGAAGGGGACGUGUGCGAUUAUGUGUAAGAGGGCUGGGAAGACGGUGAUGGAGAUUUGGACGUUUAAACCUAAGGAGAGAUUGAUUU
Suillus paluster is the source of this 2025-nucleotide messenger RNA. RefSeq names its product WD40-repeat-containing domain protein. The transcript is spliced from 6 exons. NCBI's taxonomy places the organism in Eukaryota, Fungi, Basidiomycota, Agaricomycetes, Boletales, Suillaceae. The annotation marks the transcript as partial. The record is from RefSeq and is a predicted model, not a curated record. Gene Ontology annotation, molecular function: protein binding.